Molecule: messenger RNA, 1370 nt
Organism: Effrenium voratum
Lineage: Eukaryota; Dinophyceae; Suessiales; Symbiodiniaceae
Source: the annotation of a GenBank genome assembly
UCAAAGAAACAAACAAACAUUCAACUGUGCCCUGGCUUGCUUGCUGUGAUGUCUAUAAUCAUAGCUCUAUGUGCUGCUUGCUCGCUAUGGUUUUGCACAGGGAUGCGGAUUGCGGUUACUAGCGAGUUGCCCCAGAACUACACGGCCUAUUUGCACCAUUUUGGCUUGGUUGGCAGGCGCAUGCGAGAAUCUCCUGGGAUGCGCCUGUUGCGGGAGCAGGCAUUCUGGCAGAGGCACGCAUCAGCGCGCAAACAAAAUACAAGGGCAGAUGCUCGCUGGACGGCUGCUGCCAACCACUUAUUCGAUGCGACGGAUGACGAACUGAAGCGCAUGAUGGGCUACAAGCCUUUGGCUCGAAAAACGCACAAGGCUUUCUCCUUCGUCAACCUCCACUCACAGAACGAGAGCAUUCCCGCAGGCAUUGUCCUGCAAGAGGCCGUUGACUGGAGGAAGCACGUCCGGGCAUCGAACAAGGUUCGUUACCAGGGCAGCUGCGGAUCCUGUUGGGCAAUAGCGGCUGGGAGUGCCCUGGAGAUGCAUGCUGAGCUGGCCGGCUACUCUGUUCCAGGCCUUCAGGUGAACCAGCUGGUGGGUUGCGUGCCCAACACCCGGCACUGCGGGGGUGGCGGCGGCUGCGACGGAGCUACCGCGGAGCUGGCCUUUCAAUAUGCCGCGGAGCAUGGGGUGGCCUUCGAGGACGACUUGAAGUGGGACACCAAAGGAGGCCUGUGCCAGAAGGCUCCCAAGAGAAUCAUCAGCCAGGGCUUCGAGCGACUGACGCCCAACCUGGCGCUGCCGCUGCAGUACGCGCUGGCCAUGAAGGGCCCAGUGGUGGUCUCUGCUGAUGCCUCCGACUGGGAGUUGUAUGGAGGCGGAGUCUUUGACGACUGCCCAAAGAAUGCUGCGGUGAAUCAUGCGGUGCUGGCGGUUGGAUAUGGCGUGUCGACUUCUGGGAAGUAUUGGCUGAUCCGAAACUCCUGGGGGAAGGAAUGGGGCGAGGCAGGGCACAUUCGCAUCUUGCGCUUCGAAGACGGCUCCGAUGGCUACUGUGGCACCGACUACCAUCCGCAAGAGGGUGUGGCGUGCGAUGGGGAAACAUCGCCAGUGCCCGUGUGCGGUAUGUGUGGGAUUCUCAUGGAUUCUUCCUACCCCAUUGGUGUGAAAGUGAGUGAUGGGGUGUCACAACUUCGUGGCGCAAACACUUUGCAUUGAUAACAAGGAAACCACCGGCUAGCUGCAGCAAUAUUCCGGAAAGCAUCAUCCUUGCGGUUUCACAGUGAAUUUGUAUGCUGCAGCUUGGAGGUGAGAAUCUUGCCAGCCAUUGCUGGCACUGCGUGCAUGACGGUGAAGACGUGAUGAGAGCAUCGAGG